CAAGCCAGCCCUAAUAACUAUCACAACCCACCUCACAGCUAGCGCCAACCACCAUCCCCUCGCCGGCCAUGGCACACUACCAGGAGGUGGACUACUGCUCGGAGGAGGUGAGGUCGGUCACCCCGGCCGGCGGCUACCUCCACCCCGGCGCCGGCGGCCGCCACGGCGGCGUGCAGCAGCACGUCGUCAAGGAGUCCUUCCAGGAGGUCGACAGGUCCGGCAGCUACGGCCACGGCCGUCGCCACAACCACAGCAGCCACGGCUCCGACUACCUGGUGGUGCGCGAGACCAAGGUCGAAGAAGACAUCAACACCUGCACCGGCGAGGUCCACGAGCGCAAGCAGAGCUUCCUGUACAGGUCCGACUGAUCGCCGACGAGCCGCCGUCCGUCAGCCAUGAACAACGUAUAUAUAUCUAUGUGUAUGCCCGUCGUCGUGCUGGUCAUGGUGGCUUACGUGUAUAUGUACCGUACGUGCGUAUAUACGUGAGUACGUACGUACACGGAGCUAGCACUCGUAUAGAAAUAAACUCGUGACCCGAAUAAAGCUUGCCCUAAUUAUCGCUGAUCACUUUUCUGAUGGACUA
Oryza brachyantha (malo sina) is the source of this 585-nucleotide messenger RNA. RefSeq lists its product as uncharacterized. The record is from RefSeq and is a predicted model, not a curated record. The transcript has a single exon. NCBI's taxonomy places the organism in Eukaryota, Viridiplantae, Streptophyta, Magnoliopsida, Poales, Poaceae. The coding region runs from base 69 to 368 and encodes 99 amino acids.